ACGGCUUUAUCUACUAGGCACAAUCUUAAGUAACGGGUUACUUCGAUGAAACAAUCCUUGUUUACUUUUCGAAAUAACGAUAAAUAUAACUAUUAUUAAGUGUGUCAAGUCCUUGUGUUUGCUGUCUUCAAAAAUGUUUAAGUUGAAAGUGAAAAAUAGUGUGACGUAGCUUUUUUAUGUAAUUUUGAAGUUGCAUGGUUUCAUAUUGGGAUUGUAGCAAAAAGUGAACGAAUAAGUUUUGUACAAAUGAUUGAUUGAUGGUGUUAGUUACUUUUUCUUUCAAAAAUAAUGGAAUCAUUAUCGAAAGUGUACCUUGUAAGUGACGUUGGAUAUCGCCUCAAGAGCUGCUUUCUGCACACACAUGCAAUCAGCUCGAUAUAAUGUAAGAAUCUUCGGAAGUCUUUGUAAAUACCGGCUAGAAUAUUUUCACGCAAUGGUGUGGCGUAGUGUCGUCAGCGAGCUGGUCGGAAGAUCAAAAGAUAUUAUUUAUUGCAGUAUCAAAAGAUUCUGAGCAGUUCACCGUCCAAAUGCAGCAGACGACGAACUUUGACAAGUGACGCCUUUUUUAAAUGAGAAUAAAAUAAUAUUAAAAUAGCGCUCUCCUCCCUAUUAACGUAAGCUUUUGAAAAGUGCUUCAGUUGUUCCAAGUUAUAGUCUAAUGUGAUAAAUGUUUUUACCAAGUGAGCCCAGUGUAUAUGAUGUGAUAAGUAAAGAAAAGUAAAAAUUUUCAUGUAUAAGUUAUCUACGUCAAAAGUGUGAGUGUUAUGAUAAAAAGUGAGUGAUAAGUGAUGUAUCGAUGAUCUUACGCAAGUACAAAAGAAUUAAUUUAUAAUUUCAAAUAACGGAAGUAAUUUAAAAAAUAGUUUUAUUGUGAAGUUGUUGUGUUUGUGUAAAGUGCACACAGUAGGUGAAAAAGUGAGGGAAUACGUUGACAGUACAGUAGCAUGAGUUCUUACUUUGCGAAUUCAUAUAUCCCGGACCUGCGCAAUGGCGGGGUGGAACACCCCCAUCAGCACCAGCAGCACUACGGGGCUGCCGUUCAGGUGCCUCAGCAGGGCCAGAGUGUGCAGCAGCCCCAGCAGGCUGCAGAUCCUUGUGAUCCAUCAAUGCUCAGGCAGGGGGUUCCUGCACAUCAUUAUGGUGCAGCAGGUACUCAACAGGGGAUGCCCUAUCCGAGGUUUCCACCUUAUGAUAGAAUGGAUAUUAGAAAUGCCGCUUACUACCAACAGCAACAAGACCAUACGAGUAUGGACGGUAUGGCUGGAUAUAGAUCGUCUUCUCCGGGCACGGGGAUGGCCCACAUGGGUCACACACCCACGCCAAAUGGUCACUCUUCGACGCCCAUUGUCUACGCAAGUUGUAAGCUACAAGCUGCAGCAGUUGACCACCAGGGCACUGUUCUCGAUGGUCCAGAUAGCCCGCCACUUGUGGAUACACAGAUGCAUCAUCAGAUGCAUGCACAGCAUCCUCAUAUGCAGGCCCAACAGUCGCAGCUUACGCAGCAGCAACAAUCACAGCACCAGCAUAUUCAGGCGCAACAACAACAUAUGCUGUAUCAACAGCAGCCGCAGCAACAACCAAAUAAUCAAAACCAACCUGUUGCCAUCCACACUCAGCAACAGGCUCAGACACAGCAACAUCAAGGUGUUGUAACGUCACCAUUAGGACAACAACAACAAAGUGCACCUCAGGGUGCAGCGAGCGCAAACUUACCUAGCCCACUCUACCCUUGGAUGAGGAGUCAAUUCGAGAGGAAACGGGGUCGGCAAACGUAUACACGUUACCAAACACUUGAGCUGGAGAAGGAGUUCCACUUCAAUAGAUACCUGACGAGACGACGACGUAUUGAGAUAGCCCACGCUCUUUGUUUGACAGAACGGCAAAUAAAGAUUUGGUUCCAAAACAGGCGGAUGAAAUGGAAGAAAGAGAAUAAAACGAAGGGUGAGCCUGAAUCAGGCGACGGCGACACCGACAUUUCGCCCCAGACCUCUCCACAGGGUUGAGAACCUGAAAGAAGAGUCAAGGUCUUCCAAAGAGCUUCUCAUCUCUCAGGGUUUCGCGAACCUUGUCUCCAACACUACCUCCGAUAUCCCUUC
Microplitis demolitor is the source of this 2096-nucleotide messenger RNA. It is a transcript of the gene Antp, whose product is annotated as homeotic protein antennapedia. The transcript has 5 exons. Gene Ontology annotation, cellular component: nucleus. The coding region runs from base 945 to 2003 and encodes 352 amino acids. Gene Ontology annotation, molecular function: RNA polymerase II cis-regulatory region sequence-specific DNA binding; DNA-binding transcription factor activity, RNA polymerase II-specific. The record is from RefSeq and is a predicted model, not a curated record. Gene Ontology annotation, biological process: anterior/posterior pattern specification; negative regulation of transcription by RNA polymerase II. Lineage: Eukaryota; Metazoa; Arthropoda; Insecta; Hymenoptera; Braconidae.